Metopolophium dirhodum (rose-grain aphid) is the source of this 2500-nucleotide messenger RNA. RefSeq lists its product as uncharacterized. The transcript has 8 exons. The record is from RefSeq and is a predicted model, not a curated record. The coding region runs from base 208 to 1923 and encodes 571 amino acids. NCBI's taxonomy places the organism in Eukaryota, Metazoa, Arthropoda, Insecta, Hemiptera, Aphididae.
UGACUGGCGGUGUACUUCCCCACACUUCCACGGCGGUACAGCAGUACAGGCCCCACAGGCGUCACCGCGUCAGUCGAGUCACUGACCACUCUCCUCUCAGUCGUCGUGUUUCGCUGUCGUUCGUUGUCGAUCCACAUCGCUUAUCCGCCUUCGUGUCUCCGUCAGCGAAAAUUAUAAAGAAAAUAGCGCAACGUCCGGCACGAUAUAAUGGCCACCGAAAUAACAACCGCUGAUAGCCAAGAUUAUAAAUUCAAUCCCUUGAAUUUUGGCUCCUUACAUUUCACCGUCAAAGCGUCAAACGAUGCUCAUAUUGCAUUAACUGCUACUGCAGAUAACAAGCCGCCCAAAUAUGAGAUAUUCAUUGGUGGUUGGGGAAAUACAAAAUCUUCUAUACGCAAAAAUAAUGAAGAGCCAGACAAGGUUAUUGUUGAUACUCCAAAAAUAUUGAAUGAUGGCGAAGCUAGAGGAUUUUGGAUCAAAUGGGGAGGUGGUUUUAUUGGUGUAGGAAAACAAGGAGAAGAAAAACCAUUUAUGUCAUGGCAAGAUGAAGAAUCUUUAAAUGUGUUGUUCUAUGGUGUGCGUAGUGGAUGGGGAUCUACAGGUGUAUGGACUAUUGAAGAUAAUAUUUACAUAAAUACUGAAGAUUCUAAGGAGUUCAUAUUUAGAACUAUACUUCAUGGAUCAAUAAGUUUUUCGGUAGAUAGUGCCAAUGAUGCACAUAUUGUUUUGGCAACUAAAAAUAAAGAAUCUGAACCUAUGGUAGAGGUACUACUUGGUGGCUGGAAGAAUACAGCAUCUGCCAUUCGUUACAACAAGCAAACACCAGAUAAGGUGCACGUUGACACUCCUCAGCUUCUGUGUAAAGACACUCCAAAGAAAUUUGUCAUUUUUUGGAGAGACGGUGUUAUUGAAGUGUUUAGUGAAAAAACUAAAUUAUUUGAAUGGAAAGAUUCAAGUCCGUUUAUCAUUUCUCAUUAUGGAGUUCGUACUUGUUGGGGGGCUGUUGGCAAUUGGCACAUUCAUGGUGCAGCAGAUGAUCAAUUUAAAAGCAAAAUAGUUGCUACCCCAAAACCAAAACCUUUAAAAGGAAAAGCUCCACCUGCAGCUUCACCUGGUUGGAACCUUGAUGGACCAUCCUCUGGUCCAGUUCAUUGGGUUCAUUCUAGUAACGGGCAAAUACCACCAAAUGCUUUACCUGGUGGUUUUGAUGCUACCAACGAACAGCUAUAUGUAGCCAGAGCAGAACAUAAUGGUGCUCUGAUUCCUGGUAAACUUGUUCCUUCGCAUGGUGUUGUCUAUAUACCUUGGGGUGGUAUUGAGAAUCCCAAAGAAAACUAUGAAGUACUUUGCAACUGUAAUGGUACUUGGGUAAAAGCCAACAAUGGAGAAAUCCCAGUAGGCGCAUUAUCUUCAGGUCACACAGAAGAUGGUGAACCAUUGUUUGUUGGACGUGGUGAACAUAAUGGUUCUUUGACUGUUGGAAAGGAGAAUCAGAAUAAUAUAAAAUCGCAGAAAACAAAUAAAAUAAUGGCUCAGAAUUCCUUAUAUUUUCGCUCUGAGGAAAGUUCUUACAUAGAUACAUUGAUAAUGAAAUUAUUGAAGAGUUCGAUGGAGAAAGAAAAUGAUGACCAUGAUGUUUUUGGUGCUUAUGUUGCUAUGGAAAUGAGAAACUUGAAAACGGUUGAUGCACAGAAAAAAUUAAGAGGAGAAAUACGAGAUUCUAUAUCUCGAGUUAUCCGUGAAGAAUCUAUAACCACAAUCGACAAAAAAAAUCCUAAUUUAGAAAUUAAGAAAAUAGAUAAUGAUUUAAAAAUACAAGAUAACCUUUUAAAAACCAAUCUCAGCUCUUCUUCAGAAAACCAUCUUGAUGGGGUCCCUAUUUCUCCAGAAAAAAGAACGAACAGUUGGGAACUUCUUAAUUAAUUAUUGGUUCUUGUUUAAUAUUACAUACACAUUAGCUUCAUAUAUUUUUUUUUGAGAACACAUACGUUAUUAAUACAAAAUGUAUUUCUUUUAAUCUAAAGGAUCAUCUUUUUUCAUCACAUAUUUUCUUUGAAUUAUAUCUAUAUUUAUUAGAAUUAUUGUUUAAGAGAACAUUACAGAGAUAUUUGUUAUCUCUGUCUUACAUAACAAAUAGUAAAUGUAUUAUGUAACGCAUUUGUAAGAUGGAGAUAGAUAACAAAUGGCUGUAUGUUUAAGGCUAUUCCAGCAGAUAUAAAAUAAUGUAUACAUCUUAAUAGCAAGAAAUAGCCAAAAGUAUACAUAAAAAAGGAAAGAACUGUAUUCAUAUUUUAGUUACAUUUAUAGAUAAAUUUAAUUAUAUAAAUAAGUAAUAAAGAUUUAUUAUAUUGUAGAUGUUAAGCUACAACAAAAUAUAUACAUUUAUUGGGAGACAAAUAUUAUUAUUAACUUAUUAGUUUGUAGUUUAUAUUUGUGUUGUUAAAUUUAGAAUAUACUUUUGUAAUAUCGUUUUGAAUAAAUAUAUUUAAUAUAGCUUAAA